Sorex araneus (European shrew) is the source of this 2744-nucleotide messenger RNA. RefSeq names its product calcium activated nucleotidase 1 (gene CANT1). Bases 588 to 1799 code for a protein of 403 amino acids. Gene Ontology annotation, molecular function: GDP phosphatase activity; calcium ion binding; UDP phosphatase activity. Lineage: Eukaryota; Metazoa; Chordata; Mammalia; Eulipotyphla; Soricidae. The record is from RefSeq and is a predicted model, not a curated record. Gene Ontology annotation, biological process: proteoglycan biosynthetic process. The transcript is spliced from 4 exons.
GCCUCCCCCCUCUGAUACUUGCUGACACUUUUCCCACUGACAGUGGACACCUCCCAUCUCUGACCUGCAGACACCUCUACCUCUGAUAGUGAACACCUCCACCCUCUGACCUGCGGGACACACCCUCUCCUCUGACUUGCAAACACCUGCCCUUUGACUUGGGUGGUUCCACCCGGAGGACAGGGGCGCUGCUGUCCUCCACCCCUUCCUUCUCCCUCCGCCAUCUGUCUGGCUCGUUCAUGGGGACCCACCCCCUCGCCUGCGGCACUGUCGCGCAGGACCCGGCUUGGGGGGGGGCAGGGCCACGCCCCCCUGCUCCGUGGGGAGCCCCAGGGCUUGGGUACCACGUGGUCAGUGAGGGAGCCCGUUAGUCGCUCCCAGAAGUGCUCCUGGCUGUCGGGUGGCCCCAGGCGCCCCUGGGAGUGUGGCCACUUAUCUCUGCUUCCGCCACGGCCUGGGAGGGAGGGGCCGCAGGGCCAACCUGUUUGUCCUGGUCCUGCCUGUCACAUCCGCCUGGAGCCGGCUCCUGUCCACCAGCUCUCUGGGGCCCGGGAUGGGCCGGGAAGGCCCUGCCGCCCUGCAGGCUGAUGCCCACCCCGCCCCGCGAGCACCCGGAAUGGAGUGAGUCUAUGAACUCCCUGCGCAUCAGUGUGGGGGGCCUCCCUGUGCUGGCGUCCAUGACCAAGGCCGCGGACCCCCGCUUCCGGCCCCGCUGGAAGGUCAUCCUGCCGUCCUUCCUGGGCGCCACGGUCCUCUGGCUGCUCUACGCCCACCGCGCGCCCCCGGGCCGGGCCGCGGCCACUGGCGGGCACAGCGGGCCGCUCAGCUGGCCGCCGGGCCCCGCGCCACGCUACAAUGACACGUACCCACUGUCGGCGCCGCAGCGGACGCCGGGGGGCACGCGCUACCGCAUCGCGGUCAUCGCCGACCUGGACACGGCGUCGCGGGCCCGGGAGGACAACACCUGGUUCAGCUACCUGAAGAAGGGCCACCUGACGCUGUCCGACAGCGGGGACGCCGUGACGGUGGAGUGGGACAGGGACCACGAGGUGCUGGAGUCGCACCUGGCCGAGAAGGGCCGCGGCAUGGAGCUGUCCGAGCUGGCGGUGUUCAACGGCAGGCUCUACUCCGUGGACGACCGCACGGGCGUGGUCUACCGUAUCGAGGGCACCACGGCCGUGCCCUGGGUCAUCCUGUCCGACGGCGACGGCACGGUCGGCAAAGGCUUCAAGGCAGAGUGGCUGGCCGUGAAGGACGAGCACCUGUACGUGGGUGGCCUGGGCAAGGAGUGGACCACGGGCAGCGGGGAGGUGGUGAACGAGAACCCCGAGUGGGUGAAGGUGGUGGACUGCAGCGGCAGCGUCCACCACGAGAACUGGGUGUCCAGCUACAACGCGCUGCGUGCGGCCGCCGGCAUCCGCCCGCCAGGCUACCUCAUCCACGAGGCCGCGUGCUGGAGCGACACGCUGCAGCGCUGGUUCUUCCUGCCGCGCCGCGCCAGCCACGAGCGCUACAGCGAGCGGGAGGACGAGCACCGCGGCACCAACCUGCUGCUCCGCGCCACGCAGGACUUCAGCGGCGUGGACGUCAGCCGUGUCGGUGACGUGGUGCCCACGCACGGCUUCUCCUCCUUCAAGUUCAUCCCCAACACCGACGACCAGAUCAUCGUGGCCCUCAAGUCCGAGGAGGACGGCGGCACAGUGGCCACGUACAUCACGGCCUUCACGCUGGACGGCCGCUUCCUGCUGCCCGAGACCAAGAUCGGCAGUGUCAAGUACGAGGGCAUCGAGUUCAUCUGACUCCGUGGGCGCCGCCCGCGCCCUGCUGCCCCGCUCAAUAAAUGCGCCCUGAGUUCUGGGGGGUGAGCGCUGAGCCCCCCCCGGGACACAGCCCGCCCGCCCGCCCACCUGCCGCCCCCUUUGUGGAACCUUGGGCAUUAAGUGACCCCCGGCGCGGCUCCCCUGCAGGAGGGGUCAAGCUCCUCCAGGGCCCCCAGGUUCCUCUCGGGUGUGGCCAACUUCAUUGUCUCCCUUCUGGAAAGUUCUGUGGCCGUGUGACACUGUGAGCGUGUGUUCGUGGGGGUGACGUCCCUUCUUAGCGCCACCCUGAACGCUCGCCCCUCGCCGCCAAGGUCCCUGUGGAGGGCCUGUCUUCAGCGUACGUGCCGGAAGUGGUCACUUGGAGCGGUGGCCAGCCGCAGUCCUCAGAGAGGAGCCCGACGACUGUCGUCCUCGUCAGAUACCGGAAAUGUGCCUCCCGGAGCUUCUGUGAACCUGCCAGCUCCAGGGACCCCAGGGUACCCCCAAGCCCAGUCCCCAGUGCUCCUGUCCCACCUUGGUUGGUCCCGUCUCCCUCCACGGUUCAGGCAGAGCAGAGCUGCAGAUAGAAUGUUCCAGAACUUGCUGUGCCCAGGCAGGGAGCCUGACACCUCAUGCUCCAAGGCCCGGGGCCUUUGCCCUCACUGCCCCCCGCCCCCACCCCGCCCCGUGCAGCCCGGCUCUCCCGACUCACCGUGUCCCCUGCCUCAACCUCGGGCACGGUCCAGAGCCAGCUGUAAGGUGUCCUCCUCGCAGGGCAUCAUCCCGGUCACUGCGGCCUGACCCCUCUCCCAGUGAGACCCAGCAGGACCCCCGAGUGGAGAGGGAGCAGCUGUGUACCCCGAGCUGGGAAACCCCCUGUCCGGCCCGAGGCACUGACACCCUGGAACUCGGCGCUGAAAGUUUGAUUAAACAGACGUUUUCCGA